AUGGCAAACGUGGAAUGGCAAUCUCAGGUUGUGGGAUUGGUACACUCCCACGGUCCCACCCACCCACCCGUCAAUCCGCGUUCGAAAUCCUCCGCGUCCCUCGCGGCUCUCUACUGGGAGAGGCCGGAAGGCCGACGGCGGCGCCCCCAUCCGCCCCCCACCUCUCUCCACCUGCGCGCGCCCGAGGCUGACGGCGACGCUCCCCAUCCGCGCCCCCACCCCGCAGCUCUCCCCACCGGCGGCCACGCGGCGCGUCCGCUCCCGGUGCUGCCGAAUCCGCAGCCAGAUCUCGGCCAGCUGUGCCUCCCGCCGCGCGACCUCGUGCGCUGCUUGCUGAGCAUCCCCUCGGCUCUCUCUGUCGCCGCUACUGGGCAGGCCCGGCCGCGGGCGUACGGCGCCGCCCCACCGCGCGGCUCUCUAUCUCUCUCACUCGGCGCCCGCUUUUUCUCCCCGCGCGCGGCAGCGAAGGGUAGCCUGGCCGCGCCGGGGCUCCGAGCCUCCGCCGUUGCCUCGCACCGCGCCGGCCUCGCCAACAUCGAGGGCUCCGCGCCGCCUCACAUCCUCCGCCGGCCGCCGCUCCAGCCUCCGCCUCCGCGUCGCUAUGGACUCCGGUCGUCGUCCUCCGUCGAUGCAGGGGCCGCCCACGACAGCUGCGAGGCCCGCGCGCGGCGGUGGCGCUCGCCCGUGCUUAGCGCCGAACAGCAUGGCAGCUCCGCAGAUACAGAGGAUGGGCAGGGGAGUGGUCCAGUGGCACGGUGAUGGUUGCUGGGUCUACUGUCCGUUCCUAUCUCUGCAACUGCAAGCGACGCGGGCCAGCCGUUUCUGUCGCAAACAAAGGAAAGCCCCCGGUGCCGGUCCGGUAUGCAGGAAAACCAUCAUCGCGGCCACCUGUUCCUGGCCGGCCCGCCCAUCCGUUCCGUCCCCCUCCGGUGCAGUGCGGGGGUGGGGACGACGCUUCAGCCACUUGCGGUGUUGGGUCAUUGGGUGAUUGCAUGGUCUACUUCUUUUGAUUUUGGGCCAGAGUUGUUUUUGCUCCUAAUUCGGCGGACCAAAGUUGCAGGGGGAUGGUCUAUGUAUAUCGUACCGUAAAUGUUUUUGGCGACCCUUUUGGUGGAAAAAAUUGUGUUUUACCCACCCUCACACCGUAAAAAUCUUGUUUACAUGUUGAGACAUAUUUAUGAACGAAACGAUAUUUUUCA
Messenger RNA from Sorghum bicolor (sorghum), 1199 nucleotides. RefSeq lists its product as uncharacterized. Bases 1 to 759 code for a protein of 252 amino acids. NCBI's taxonomy places the organism in Eukaryota, Viridiplantae, Streptophyta, Magnoliopsida, Poales, Poaceae. The record is from RefSeq and is a predicted model, not a curated record. The transcript has 3 exons.